AAUACAAAGUUCUUCUUCAAAAAUAGGUGUUCAAUAGCAGAUUUGCAGAUUGUGAAAACAUUUUAUUAGAAUUUUAAGUGCAUUAAAGGUACAAUAUUUCAUAAAUCUUAUGAACGAGAAAAAUCCAAAAGAACAAUAAUUUGAAUAUUUGUAAAUGGUCCUGAGCUGUUUUCGUUCUUUCAAAAUCAAGAACUCAAGUAAAAAAAGUCCUCCACCAAAUUCUAUUAAAAACAAAAACAAAGAAAAUGAGCGCGAAAUUCAAAAUCGAUUCUUUAAUUUUUCAAGUUAUAUGAAGCAUACCAAUCAUACAUACGAAAAUGUUUAAUCGUUUACCCAAUACGGAAUCUCAGCUCUGAAGGACCCGACUAUGAUGACAAAAAUUUACUUUUCAUUUCAACAAUAUUCAGGUGAAUGCCAAGACACUGCGGAAGAUAUGACUGUGGAAAGAGAAACAAAAGAUCUAAGCCCAAGCGAUUUGAAUGAGCAAUCUGAUCCGGUUGCUUCGGCUGACAUUGAUCAAUCAGCCGAACCAACAACAACAACAGAAUCCCUAAUGGAGGAAGACAAUAAUUGUCCAGCUUCGUCAAGUUCGCCUAGAACCCUAUCACCACCUUCCGAACCAGAAGUCGAUGAUAGAAAUUCUCCUUCAGUUCAAUCAGAUCUUCCAUCGGAAGCUAAUUCACCCUCAGAACCAGACGACUCAUCAUCAAUAAUAGUUCCUGCUGUCGCAGUAGCAACAACUGCAAUUCCUAAACUACGACUGAAUGCACUCCUAGCAUCUGAUCCAGCACUAAAUCCAGAUGCAAGAAAUUUGAAAAUUCUUCAUGAAGAAUCAACAAAAAAUCAUCAUCAUUUAGAUGAAUCAUUACCUGCACCAGUUGAUCAGAAGCCAACUAAUGUUGUAAAGAGUCAAGUUCCAACAACAGCAGUUGUAGAUAAUUCACAACGUGUGAAAGUUUUUAUGUGUCUUCCAUGUGGAAUUGGAUUCUCGUCGAGAUCAACUUUGGAAGCACAUCAAGCUUAUUACUGCUCACACAGAAAAGAAGCAGAAGAAGAUUCGACAACUGGUGGAGGUGGUAGUGGUGGCGUUGGGGGAAGUGGAGGCGGCCCUGGGAGUGCGUCAUCGGGAGAUAAAAACUCUACCAUCACUUCCAGUGGUGAGCCAUCAGCGAAAUCUAUUAAGACUGGCAAGCAAUAUGCUUGCACACAGUGCUCCUAUAGUGCCGAUAAGAAAGUCUCAUUAAAUCGUCACAUGCGAAUGCACCAAAGCUCUCCGGCGCCAAGUUCGAACGCCUCCAAUGGUGGCGAUGAUAGUUCUAGUCAACAAAUCGAUCGUUACUGCUCUGAAUGUGAUAUUAGAUUCUCGAAUGUUAAAACUUAUCGUGCCCAUAAGCAACAUUAUUGUAGUUCAAGGCGAAAUGAUGGCCAAACAACUCCAAAAUUACCCGAACUUAGUACUAAAACUAGUGGCGGUUCAGUCAGUCCACCACAGGUGCGAACCAAAACACCAACACCAGCUGCUGUGGCAGCAGCAGCAGCGGCCGCAGCAGCUGCUGCCGUUGCUCCACAACCAUUUAUUGCUCUACCAACAAAUCCCAUACUCAUAAUUCCAUAUUAUUUAAUACGAGCUGCCAGUAUGAUUCCAGGACCAUUAACCUCAGUAUCACCUGGUAUUCCAAAUCCUGAAAGCACAUGUUUCUCACUUGAAAAUGGAUCUCUUAAACCAAUGGCUACGGCCUUAAGUACCAAUAGCAUUACAAAUAACCAAAUUCCACAUGUGGAAACAACACCACGGACACAUUCACAACAACCACCAUUACCAAGUACUCCAUCGCUAACUGAUACAAAUGUAGCGACACCAUUGUUAACAGAAAAGAAUACAAGAGCAUCUUCUGCAAAUAGUUGCAGUGAUUCUGUGAAAGCUAUUAAAAAAGACCUGCCCAUAAGAGAUUUUGCUCCUCUUGAUCUAUCAUUACGACGAUCUCCCAUUCAAAAAGCCCAUCGAGUUCGUUCGUCAUCGAGCUUCAUGGCACCAAUUGAUGAUAGAAUUGAUAUAGAAAACAUGAUGGAAGGCAAGGAGAAUCUCUCCAUUGAUAGUGGUAGUAUAACACCGGAGCAAAUAGUCUGUGCUCCUUCUUUACCCAAUAGCCCUUCUAUGAGUCCAUCGCCGAAAAGAAGAGCUUUAAGCCCCCGAAGUAGCAGUGCGGCAUCAAUAUCACCAGUUCCAACAUCUGUAAUUGAUCAUUUGCCAUUGAGAUCUAUGCUCCCAGCUGAUAUUGCCAUGAAACUAACUGAAUCCAAUAUUAUUCCCCCGCUAAUUGCGAAACAGAAUCUAGAAUUAGCUUUUAAAUUGUCAUCUGCAUCAGCAGCCGCAGCGGCAGCUGCAGCAGCUGCUGCUGUUUCAGCCAAACAAAAUGAUUCAGCAAAGGCAUCAUCACUUUUGGGUCAUCCUGGAACACCAAUUAGUGUGGCAGGAGCAUCUAGUGGACAGCCACAGAUUUUCGUUAAACAAGGUGUCUCUAAAUGCAAAGAAUGCAACAUUGUAUUUUGCAAAUAUGAAAACUAUUUGGCUCAUAAGCAACAUUAUUGUUCGGCUAGAAAUCAAGAUGAUACUGAAAAUAAAACCACUACUCCUCCAUCGGGGUCUAGUGCUGGCGGAGGAGCAGAUACCAAUCCAAUUGCAUAUCAACAGUUGAUCUGUGCAGCUUGUGGAAUUAAAUACACAUCAAUGGAUAAUUUGAGGGCUCAUCAGAAAUUCUACUGCCCUAAGGGAGGUGGUGAUGCUGCUGCUGCCCCUCCCAUCACAAAGGAAAAAUGUUCCAAAUGUAAGAUUCUACAUGACAUUGGUCAGCCAUGUCCGCCAACAGCAGCAACAGCUCAGCCACAGUGUUCCUAUAAAUGCCCUGUUUGUGAUGUUGUUAGUUUGACUGCUUCCGAGAGUCGCAAACAUUUGGAAACACAUGGAAGUGUUAAGGCAUUUCGAUGUUCGAUUUGUCGAUAUAAGGGCAAUACAUUACGUGGGAUGAGAACUCAUAUUCGAAUGCAUUUCGAUAAGAAAACCUCCGACUUUAACGAGGAGAAUUAUAUGUCUUGCAUAUUGGAAGAUGAUGGCUUAGAAAUUCCUAGUCCUGUGGCAAUGAGCCAGGAGCAAUUAUCUCAAUUUGCUGCUGCACAGCAACAACUUCAACAACAGCAGCAACAACAACAGCAUUUAUUGCAACAACAGUCAUCGACCCAACAACAACAACACUCCCCACAGAAUCCUCAACAGAUAUUUAACUGUGAAAUGUGUAACUACUCAUCUUCCUACAAAGGCAAUGUGAUGCGUCACAUGAAGUUAGUACAUUCACAACCUGGAACAUCGCCAUCUAUUUCACCCGAAGUGGUUAUCGAAGAGAAUGAGUCAUCAUCAAUUCAAACCCUAAAUGGGGACAAUACUACUAACUUAGCAGGGGGUUUCACCAUAAAAACGGAACCCUUAGAGCCUAUCGCCGUAACUUCUGCCACCAAGAAUAAUAAUUCCAAUUCUACACCUCCAAAUCAUCAUCCAGCUCUACAUCAUUUGGAACCACCCCUAACACAAGUCAAAACUGAACCAAUGGAUACAGAUAUUGGUGUUAUUAGAUCUCUACAUUCUCCCUUAUCGAUUCCUCCACCACCACUUUUAAAUUCAACAUCACCUUUAUCGGGUGAUGAGAAUUCCCUACAUAGAAAUAGUACAUCAUCUGGUGGAGGAGGUGCAGGUGGUGGUAUGCCAUUAAAUCAAAAAUAUUGUCAAACGUGCGAUAUAACAUUUAAUUAUAUGAAAACUUAUUUAGCACAUAAACAAUUUUAUUGUAAGAAUAAACCUAGAGGUGAUACAGAUAGUCCGAGUCCGGUGACGCCAGUGCAAUCUCCAACAAUGUUGAAUAAAAAUAAAGAAAAUUUAGAAGCUGCAAUGUUAUAGACGACGACGACGGCAGUCUAUAUGAUUGAAGUUAUGAAAUAUUUCAAUAUUAA
This is a messenger RNA of Episyrphus balteatus (marmalade hoverfly), 3999 nucleotides long. It is a transcript of the gene ush, whose product is annotated as zinc finger protein ush. The coding region runs from base 368 to 3946 and encodes 1192 amino acids. Gene Ontology annotation, biological process: positive regulation of transcription by RNA polymerase II; cell differentiation; heart development. Gene Ontology annotation, molecular function: RNA polymerase II-specific DNA-binding transcription factor binding. The record is from RefSeq and is a predicted model, not a curated record. Lineage: Eukaryota; Metazoa; Arthropoda; Insecta; Diptera; Syrphidae. Gene Ontology annotation, cellular component: nucleus. The transcript is spliced from 10 exons.